Molecule: messenger RNA, 1179 nt
Organism: Puccinia graminis f. sp. tritici CRL 75-36-700-3
Lineage: Eukaryota; Fungi; Basidiomycota; Pucciniomycetes; Pucciniales; Pucciniaceae
Exons: 1
Coding region: 1-1179 (392 amino acids)
Source: RefSeq, a predicted model, not a curated record
AUGGAUGCCGCAACAGAGACGGCCACCGCCACUGGAACCAGCCGACAGCCACAUGCUGCACCACCUCCGGAGGAAUUCCCCCUGCUCAAUUUCUUCAGGGCCAUCCAAGCCGACCCGACCAGGCGAAGCGAAUCUGGCAUCUUGAAUCUUGACGCGACAACGGAGGCGCUACUGCUCCAACUCAUCGAAGGCGAGGCCAGAAGAAGCCACUGCCUCAACAAGGUUGCCGAAACGCUACAAGAUGUUGUCUCGCGCGUCACCACGAUUGAGGCUGGUCAAUUGACGCGUAAACCGCCAGCACCCGGAAAGUCCUACGCGUCGACGGCUGCAAAGCCGAAGGCCCCUCCCCAGCCCCCGUCCAAAUCUGAAAUGGUAGCCGCCAGACCUGGCCUGACCAUCAUCCACUCAAGAACCGGAACCACCCCCUUGAAGGAAGUCAAUGCCGAGAUAGUGGUUCGGAAGACGAACGAGGUUUUGGAAAAGCUGAACGCAACGGUCCAAGGAGAGAAGGUGACAGUGAAAGCUGUCCGUGUCUUACCAUUGGGUGACGUCUCUUUUUACUCUAAAAACCGACAACAGAAGGAAUGGCUGAAUCGAAACAAACAUGAAUGGAGCAAGCAAAUCCACCCAGAUCUUGAGGCAACCCCCAGCACGUACUCUGUCCUGGCUCAUGGUAUACCGCGCACUUUCAACGUCAACGCGGUCACUAGCAAGAUCAUGAUUGCCUCUGAAAACCAAUUCAUAUCGGAAAAGAUCUUCAGGAUGCGCUGGCUGGGUGGCUCCAGAGACCCGAACGAUCCUUGUCAAGCCGGCACAGUAGUCAUUGCGUUCACAGAACCAGAGCUGGCGGACCGACUCUUGAAGCAACGGGGCCUAUUCCUCAGCGGCAGCUACCAUAGGGUCGAACGAUUCAAGAAACUCCCUCCGCAAUGUUUCAAGUGCCUCCAGAUGGGCCAUUUUGGCAAAUGGUGUCGAGCCGACGCCAAAUGCGGAAAAUGCGGCAGCAAACACGAGACGCGCGACUGCCAGGACACAACAGGACCAACAGGAAAGCUGUGUGUGAUCUGCAGGGAUUCAGGGAAAGGAAAAGAGAUUUGGGAAACCCACACGCCUUUUGAUAAGGCGUGCGGAGUGAAACGGGCAUGGCUAAUUUCCAAAAAUCAUAUCCGAAAUGAAUAA